Messenger RNA from Brassica napus (rape), 1095 nucleotides. RefSeq lists its product as uncharacterized. The coding region runs from base 337 to 1011 and encodes 224 amino acids. The transcript has a single exon. The record is from RefSeq and is a predicted model, not a curated record. NCBI's taxonomy places the organism in Eukaryota, Viridiplantae, Streptophyta, Magnoliopsida, Brassicales, Brassicaceae.
UAUUUUUCCAGUAGGAAAUGUCACUGCAAGAAUUAUCUAUAUUUCAAUUUUUCAUCUUAACAUGCUUUCUCUCUUUAUGAAAUUUCUAUUUUCAAAUUAACUACAUGAUAGUGAGAGAAAGAGGAAAGAAAAGUAAAAUACAAAAACAUCCAAACGUACGUGUUUAUAGGUAACGUAACAAACGUGUACAUGUGCACGAAAAGGCAUAUAUUAGUUUCACAGUAACCGUUGCAACCCACUUCUUUAGAAGUUUCCUUAUUCCACAUUGUAAAAUCCGACAAAGACACAGAAACAAAACACAAAAAUUCAUUGAUUGGGUUUAAGAAGGUGAAGAGAAUGAAGAAGCAGACAAACACAAACUCAGUCUUGGAGAAGAAACUUGAAGAACUCGAGAAUCUAAGUGAAUCACUCACUUUUAAUGAAGAUGAUCCCAGUGUCUACCGCGAUAUCGAACUCCGAGUUAUUUUCGCGAAGACCCUCUUAGCGGCUGAGAUUUCUUCCCGGCCUAACGACACAGAAGGAGAAGAAGGCAGUGAAGAAAGGGUGAAAUUUGCUUGCAUGGCCAAGAGGUUAACCGAACUCGAAGAGGCUUUUACAACCAAUCGACUCUCCAGUCGUGAUGAUGAGAGUUUGGAUAAUAAUGAUGGUGUUGGCGAUGGUGAAGCCGGUUCGGUUGUCUCGUGGGUGAAUUCUUGUCAGGAAGAACUUGAUAAAGCAGAGGAGGAGGAGAAGUUGCUAUUGUUUCAAGAUGCUUCAUCGGAGGAGAAGAAAGGAGAUGAAGACGAUGAGCAGUGGCCAUUGUUUCAAGAUGCUUCAUCGGAGGAGAAGACAGAGGUUACGUUUCCAGCAGUGCCGGUUAAGGAAGAGGUGGUGGUUAGAGAUGUGAAAGACAAGAGGCGGUUUGGUUUUAUGGAUUUGAUCUGUUUCGGUUUAAUGGGUGUGAUUAUAACCUUACUAUUAGGGUAUAUUGGUGAUAUCACAGAGGAAGAUCCUUUUCUUACCCCUACUUAGUGAUUCUUUCAUUUCAUUUUCACUCUGUUUUUAGUUUCAUUCUUUCAGUUUGCUACUCGUAUGAAUACAUUAGAUGGUUGUAUU